Macrosteles quadrilineatus (aster leafhopper) is the source of this 2980-nucleotide messenger RNA. It is a transcript of the gene alpha-Cat, whose product is annotated as catenin alpha. The transcript is spliced from 18 exons. Gene Ontology annotation, molecular function: cadherin binding; structural molecule activity; actin filament binding. Gene Ontology annotation, cellular component: catenin complex; adherens junction; actin cytoskeleton. Bases 141 to 2885 code for a protein of 914 amino acids. NCBI's taxonomy places the organism in Eukaryota, Metazoa, Arthropoda, Insecta, Hemiptera, Cicadellidae. Gene Ontology annotation, biological process: cell-cell adhesion; cell migration. The record is from RefSeq and is a predicted model, not a curated record.
CGCAUACGUCACUUCAGUCUACCAGGAGUAGCCAAGAACUGUCAUUUUUGCUGUUGCUGUCAAUUCACCCAGAAAUUUUAGUGUCAAAUUUGGACUUUCUUUGUUUAUUAGAACUGAGUUGCAGGAUUCAUUCAUAAUCCAUGAUGGCGACGGAUCAUUUUGGUCCAAUAACUUUAAAAUGGGACCCAAAAAAUUUAGAAAUCAGGACCAUGUCAGUGGAGAAGACCUUGGAACCGCUUGUUCUUCAGGUUACUACCUUGGUUAAUACCAAAGGUCCUUCAAAGAAGAAGAAGGGUCGAUCCAAAAGAGCACAUGUUCUAGUUGCUGCUGUUGAAAAGGCAACAGAAAACUUUAUUGAAAAAGGAGAACAAAUAGCUUAUGAAAACCCAGAUAUAAAACAAGAAAUGCUCUCUGCUGUAGAAGAAGUCCGAAAAACAGGAGAAGCAAUGAGCAUUGCUGCUAGAGAGUUUGCAGAUGAUCCGUGUUCGUCUCUCAAGAGAGGCAACAUGGUAAGAGCGGCUCGCAACUUGCUGUCUGCCGUCACCCGACUGCUGAUUCUUGCUGACAUGGUCGACGUCCACUUGCUGCUCAAGUCACUCAGAGUGAUGGAAGAUGACUUGGACAAAGUGAAGAACUCGUCUUCACAAGUAGAGCUGAUGGAACACUUCAAAGCGUUCGGCCGCAAUGCCAGUGAGCUGAUGAACCAGGCGGCCAAGCGGCAGCAGGAGUUGAAGGACCCUCAACUAAGGGAUGACUUGGCAGCUGCUCGGGCUGUACUCAAGAAACAUUCUACAAUGCUGCUCACUGCCUCUAAGGUUUACAUCAGACACCCAGAGCUGGCUGCUGCCAAGGCCAACAGAGACUACGUGUUCAAGCAGGUGUGUGAGGCAGUCAACACCAUCAGUGAUGUAGCCCAGGGGAAGACUACAGGACUGCCACAGAACGCUUACGACGGACCAGGCGAACUGGCUGCUGCUCUGGAUGACUUUGAUGAGCGAAUGGUCAUGGACCCACUGGCCUACAACGAGGUGAGGACUCGUCCGUCUCUUGAGGAGAGACUGGAGAGUAUCAUCAGUGGUGCAGCACUCAUGGCUGACUCCAGCUGCACUCGUGAUGAGCGCCGUGAGCGCAUUGUGGCCGAGUGCAAUGCUGUACGACAAGCUCUACAAGAUCUGCUGUCUGAGUAUAUGGCCAAUAUGAGUGUGAAGGAGACCAGUGAAGGUUUGGAGCGAGCCAUUGACCAUAUGUGCCGCAAGACUAGAGAUCUGCGUCGUCAACUGCGCAAGGCUGUAGUUGACCAUGUCUCUGACAGCUUCCUGGAGACAAGUGUUCCACUGUUGGUAUUGAUUGAAGCUGCCCGAGCUGGUAAUGAAAAGGAAGUAGAAGAAUAUGCUGUGGUCUUCACCGAACAUGCUAACAAACUUGUUGAAGUGGCCAACCUGGCUUGUAGCAUGUCCAACAACGAGGACGGUGUGAAGAUGGUUCGCUAUGCUGCAGGUCAGAUCGAUGCUCUGUGUCCUCAGGUGAUCAAUGCUGCUCGUAUCCUCGCAGCUCGUCCUCGUGUCAAGGUAGUGCAGGAGAACAUGGAUGUGUUCCGUGACGCUUGGGAGAACCAGGUCCGCAUCCUCACAGAAGCGGUCGACGACAUCACCACCAUCGACGACUUCCUGGCUGUCUCCGAGAACCAUAUCCUGGAAGAUGUGAACAAGUGCGUGUUGGCACUGCAGGAGGGAGAUGGAGACACUCUGGACCGCACGGCUGGGGCCAUCCGUGGCCGUAGCGCUAGGGUGGCCAACGUCGUCACUGCGGAGAUGGACAACUAUGAGCCUGGCAUGUACACCAUGCGGGUGCUGGAGGCUAUCAAGGUGCUGCGGGACCAAGUGAUGCCAAACUUUGCCCAACGUGUUGAAGUGGCAGUGGAUGCUAUCUCAUCAAGCCCUCCCAAAGAUGUAGAUGAGAACGAGUUCAUUGAUGCCUCCAGGCUUGUGUAUGACGGGGUGAGAGAGAUACGACGUGCAGUCCUCAUGAACAGGAGUUCAGAGGAGUUAGACACAGACACUGAAUUUGAACCUGGUGAAGACAACAUGACCAUUGAUAACAGAAGCCGAUCAAGCGCUCAUACUGAAGGGUUGGGAGUGGAUGAAUAUCCUGACAUCAGUGGAAUAACCACUGCUAGGGAAGCGAUGCGCAAGAUGACAGAGGAGGACAAACAGAAGAUAGCUCAGCAAGUAGAGUUCUUCCGCAGUGAGAAACUUAAGUUCGAUCGUGAGGUGGCCAAGUGGGAUGACACUGGCAACGACAUCAUUGUGUUGGCCAAGCACAUGUGUAUGAUUAUGAUGGAGAUGACAGACUUCACCAGAGGACGUGGCCCCCUGAAGACGACCAUGGAUGUGAUCAAUGCAGCCAAGAAGAUCUCCGAGGCUGGUACUAAGCUGGACAAGCUGACUCGCCAGAUAGCAGACCAAUGUCCUGAGAGUAGCACCAAGAAGGAUCUGCUGGCCUACUUGCAGCGCAUUGCACUGUAUUGCCACCAGCUCAACAUCACCUCCAAGGUGAAGGCUGACGUACAGAACAUCAGCGGAGAGCUCAUCGUCAGUGGGCUUGACAGUGCAACAUCGUUGAUCCAAGCCGCCAAAAACUUGAUGAAUGCCGUUGUACUGACCGUGAAGGCAUCUUACGUUGCAAGCACCAAAUAUCCUCGACCAACGGGACAAGUUGUUAGUCCAAUUGUAGUGUGGAAAAUGAAGGCUCCAGAAAAGAAACCUCUAGUUCGCCCCGAGAAACCAGAAGAGGUCCGCGCUAAAGUUCGUAAAGGUUCACAGAAAAAGGUCCAAAACCCUAUUAAAGCUCUGAGUGAAUUCCAGAGUCCUACUGAAAGUGUUUAGGUUAUUUUAUAUAUUUAUAUUUUUUUAAUAUUUAUGACCAUAUUAUAAUCAGUAUUAUAUGAACAAAUCAUGAAUAUAAUUGUGUUUUAUUUCAA